AGCACGCUCAUGCCCGGGCAGGACCUGACACCGCCGCACCGCUCUCCAAUGCUCACGACGCUGCUGGUGCUCUCCAGGCUCUGGGCUGGACAUGCCCUCUCUCUGGCCCAGCAGCCACUCUCCGGCCUCCCAAGCUCUUCUGACUUGCCCUUCAGUCUGAAUGUCUCUAGAUUUCAGGAGCUGCGGAAGGGCUAUGAACACCUGCAGAGCAGACUUCAGGAGAACCAGGACUGGGUAGACUGGAGCUCCGAGCUGGUCCCGGCCGCUCAAGUCAGGAUACUCAUCCCAAAGCUACAACUUGGGCCAGGCAGCGACCUGCAUCUGCGCAUCCCCAAGGCCGCCUUGUCUGAGGGGUUCCCCAAAGCCUCCCGCCUGCAUCGCGCCCUGUUCCGACUGUCCCCGACGGCGCCUAAUUCAUGGGACGUGACGCGUCCACUGCGGCGUCAGCUCAGCCUUGGCAAGGUGCCCACACUCCGUCUGCGAUCUUCUCGGCUAGCCGCCCAGGGGCGGGUGAUGGCGUCUUCUGCACAGCCCCAGUUGGAGCUGCAGUGGCUGACAGCCGCCGCCAGGGAGCGCCGCAGCGCGUACGCGCGAACCUCGGACGGCUGCCCGCUCGGGGAGGGGCGCUGCUGCGGCCUGCGGAGCCUGCGCGCGUCGCUGAAGGACCUGGGCUGGGCCGAAUGGGUGAUGGCGCCCCGCGAGGUGGACGUGCGCAUCUGCGUCGGCGCCUGCCCCAGCCAGUUCCGCUCAGCCAACAUGCACGCGCAGAUGCAGGCGCGUCUUCACCGCCUGAACCCCGAGGCCGCGCCCGCGCCCUGCUGCGUGCCCGCCAGCUACGAGCCGGUGGUGCUUAUGCACCGGGAUAGCGACGGCCGCGUGGCGCUCACGCCCUACGACGACCUCGUUGCCAAGGACUGCCACUGCGCUUGAGGCCCCUCAGCCGUCCCUCAUGGGUGUGUGCAGAGAGGUCACCUCAUUCUCCUGUGCGUGCAGAAUGGGCUCUUAGAAACUGAAUACCCGAUCCAUAACCACUCCUGCCCCAAACUCUGUAUUUAUAGGUUUGUAUUUAUUAUUAAUUUAUUGGGGUGGUAUGCCUGGGAACUGGAGGACUGAGGAAAAGGCUGGUCUGAUGAUGCGCAUUUACUUAAAACUCUGGGAAUAAAAAUGAAACUGCUUAACCCAGUCCCUGUGGUGUCCAGGACGGGGCGUGACCUUGGGACGAACCCUCACUUCCUUGGUCAGGGUUCCCUUUGGA
Molecule: messenger RNA, 1255 nt
Organism: Talpa occidentalis (Iberian mole)
Lineage: Eukaryota; Metazoa; Chordata; Mammalia; Eulipotyphla; Talpidae
Gene: GDF15
Product: growth differentiation factor 15
Exons: 2
Coding region: 10-930 (306 amino acids)
Biological process (GO): SMAD protein signal transduction
Cellular component (GO): extracellular region
Molecular function (GO): growth factor activity; cytokine activity
Source: RefSeq, a predicted model, not a curated record